UAAAACACUUACACACACACAUACGCACACUCCUCUAACUCCUCCCACUGAGCAGCUGAGUGUGCUGUUAUCCUUUCGCACUUUGCUCUUCAUCACAGCUAGUGGACAUCUUUAGUAGACGUGAACCAACCAAGAGGCUUCAUACAAGCAGGAUGCCUUUCGGGGGAGGGAACAAGUGCGGCUGCUGCCAGAAGACGGUCUACUUCGCAGAGGAAGUGCAGUGCGAAGGGAAGAGCUGGCAUAAAUCCUGCUUCCUGUGCAUGGUUUGCAAGAAGAACCUGGACAGCACAACGGUGGCCGUGCACGUGGACGAGAUCUACUGCAAGUCGUGCUACGGGAAGAAGUACGGGCCAAAAGGCUACGGCUACGGCGGGGGAGCGGGGACCCUCAGCGUGGAUGCAGGAGAGGGGCUUGGAAUUAAGCCUCCAGUAGAAGCUCCGCACCAUCCUACCAAUAACCCCAACGCCUCCAAGUUCGCCAAGAAAGCUGGCGACGCCGAUGUUUGUCCACGCUGUGACAAAACGGUGUACGCGGCGGAGAAGGUUAUCGGCGGCGGCAACUCGUGGCACAAAGGUUGCUUCCGUUGCGCUAACUGCGGCAAAGGACUGGAGUCCACCACUGUGGCAGACAGAGAUGGCGAGAUCUUCUGUAAAGGUUGCUACGGCAAGAACUUCGGCCCCAAGGGAUUCGGUUUUGGUCAGGGUGCAGGAGCUCUGGCUCAUUCCCAGUGAAAUCCCAAGCUUCAAGCCACCUCCAUUUUGUCACGCUACUCCAGCUACAGCUACACGGAAAACAAAGCAACGUUCACCGACAGUUGCCAGUCAAAAAAGCUUUAAAAGUUUUCAAAGUUUUCAAAUUUUCAGGCAAAUAAUGAAGUCAUGCUAAUGUUUUUUGAUGUUGUUGUUGUUGUUAAACCUUUUAAAUUCAUCCCCCCCAAAAAAACACACACAACUUAAAGUGGUUGUUAAGUGGAGUAUUGAGGCCACACUUUACAGAAACGAAAAUAUUUGAAAAUAUAUUCAAAUUUAUAGGAAAAUAAAAGCUCUAAUGUUGCAAGAAUUUUUCGAGGGAAUAAAAGUUUUAUUCAUAAGAGGAAAAAAGAAAUCCUAAUUUGGCAAAAGUCAUAAUGAGAAAAAUGGUCACUUCGCACGAAAACGUAAUGGUCUUUUGGGAACCAUAAUAUUAAAAGAAACUAUUUUUAAAGUCACAACAUUAAUGACAAAAGUCAUAAUAUUGUGAGAGGAAGACAUCAUUUUUUGACAAAAAAAGUUGUAAUAUUACAACAAAAUGCCCGUGAUAUAAACAAGUAAAAGGUCAGUAUUGUAAGAAAGAAAAAAAAAAUUUUUGACAAAAAAAGGAUUUUUUUCAAAAAGAUUUUAAUCACAAAAUAGGUCAACACAAUUGUCACUUUGUAACAUCCUAACAUCGGUAUUAUAGUCAUAAUGUUAUGCCUUUUUUUCUCGUAAGAUUACAUUUUUUCCCCGAAAAAGUAGAUUUGCCUUUAUGAUUUUCCCAACUUUACGCCUUUCUUUAUUCUCGUAAUAUAAUUUAUUUUGCUUUAAGUGGUCCUAUUACUUUUUUAGAAAUGGACCAGUGCCAACCAAUUAUCCAAGAAUAACAUACAGUAUAGGGAUUUUUGCAAAGAUGCUAUUAUAUUUCCAUUUCCAUUACACGCACUGAUCUUCACUGCCAGCAUGUGUGCGAGCAGAAAAAAAGCAAACAUAAAGAGGUCAGCAGCCACAUAAAAUCAUAUUUGUACUUUAUAGAUGGUGACGUUGCGACCGCUUUUUUGUGCCUUGCAUGCCAAAUGUUAUCUUGGUGACAUGAAAAAUAAAUAUCCAGCAUCAG
Molecule: messenger RNA, 1848 nt
Organism: Phyllopteryx taeniolatus (common seadragon)
Lineage: Eukaryota; Metazoa; Chordata; Actinopteri; Syngnathiformes; Syngnathidae
Product: cysteine and glycine-rich protein 1-like
Exons: 6
Coding region: 153-731 (192 amino acids)
Biological process (GO): sarcomere organization; muscle tissue development
Cellular component (GO): nucleus; Z disc; cytoplasm
Molecular function (GO): structural constituent of muscle; actinin binding
Source: RefSeq, a predicted model, not a curated record